AUGUGCAUCGACUGGAACGCGUGCAUCGCCGCAAUGGGCGGCGAGAAACACGGCGGUGAGAUUCGACCCGGCGCUGUCGCCGACGCGGCUGCAUCUCCAGCCAUGGGGUCUGAGGCUUCGGCAGCAGCAGAACAAGAUAGCUCCAAGCUACUAUCCUCACAUGCAGAGAAGGCGGAUAGUGGUACUAAUGGUGCUAAGACGAACUCAUCGCGUUCAAUGCAAGAAGCGGACGGAAAUAUAGCGCUCGCGAUAAUAGAGGAGGGCUUUGCUCUUGCGGGGACAUUCAAUAUCGCGGAUUUUGUGCCGUGGCUGAGCUACCUCGACCCGCAGCACAUAUACGCGCGCACGAAGCGCCUCGUGCCGCAACAGCACGGGUUGAUGCGCGCUUGCAUCGCGGAGCGACGCCAUCUCCUGCUAAAAACGCGGUCAGGGGGACGCGAAAAGCCGGAGGACUCGGCCCUUGUAGAUGCUCUGUUCGAGAUUGAAGGGGAGGGGGAGGAUAAAGUGGAUAAAGACGAGAUGCUGCUGCUCGCGAUUGAUAUGAUGAUGGCGGGCACUGAUACCACCGCCAAGACCGUGGAAUGGGCGCUUGCUGAGCUGGCACAGCACCCUGACAUGCUGGAAAGGCUCCGUGCUGAGGUGGAUGCGGCGUAUUCCAGCGUAACUCUAGGUGGGUACCACAUCCCUCCCAACACCAUGAUCCAGAUCAAUGGCUGGGAUCUCGCGCACGAUCCAACGGUCUGGAUCAACCCGCACAAAUUUGACCCCUCCCGGUUCCUUGACCCUGCUGCCCCUGGCAUGACCGGGCAAAAUUUCAGCCUGCUGCCCUUUGGUUCGGGCAGGCGCGGGUGCCUUGGGACGAAUAUGGGAUUGGACCUCUCUGCCCGCCUGCUGGCGAAUUUUGUUCUGCGGUUUGAUUUUGAGCUGCCCGGAGAUGUUAAGGCAGCUGGAGGAGUGGACAUGACGGAAACUUUUGGGCUGACCAUGGCUCUGGCAAAGCCACUCAGGCUUGUGGUGAGGGAGAGAAAGGCAGUGGUGGGGGCUGUUGGGAGGGCGGCAGUGGGGUCUACAGUGGUGACUGCAGGAGCUGGGUGCAGGGGAGUUUCAGUGGGUGCAGUGGGAGUUCCAGUGGGUGCAGAGGACUUCCAGCGGGUGCAGUGGGAGUUCCAGUGGGAGUAG
This is a messenger RNA of Closterium sp. NIES-65, 1179 nucleotides long. Lineage: Eukaryota; Viridiplantae; Streptophyta; Zygnematophyceae; Desmidiales; Closteriaceae. The record is from the annotation of a GenBank genome assembly.